Fimicolochytrium jonesii is the source of this 564-nucleotide messenger RNA. RefSeq lists its product as uncharacterized. Bases 1 to 564 code for a protein of 187 amino acids. The record is from RefSeq and is a predicted model, not a curated record. The transcript is spliced from 3 exons. Lineage: Eukaryota; Fungi; Chytridiomycota; Chytridiomycetes; Spizellomycetales; Powellomycetaceae.
AUGCCAUCACACCAGGCGCUCCAGGGGCACCUGUGGUGCGGCAUCUUUACUGGAGCAACCACACCACGGCGGAAGAGGAGGAAGGUUGCUCCGGUUACCCCGCGGUUGCCCAUACGUCUGCCAACCGCUGUGCAGACACCAUUGCAACCACCCCCGCGAUUCGAGUUCCCACCUUCUGUCCAUCGCCACUUGCCCCAAGCAAUUGCAGACAUGGUUAGCGAGAGUUCCAGCGAUGAAGACGGGCAACAGCACCAGCAGCAGCGAGGGCUUUCACCUGUGGACAGGGGUCUGCAGCGCCCGCUGAACCUCCCCGCGCCCAUCCCUUUCUGUUUUCCCAGCACACCGGGUGGAUCCCUGGUGGAGCGCCUGGCAACGUUCAUCGCCGAUGUUCACGUCCUUGUGCGCCACACCACCUUCUUUAUCAAGUACUACCUUGCUGAUCAUCCUCUACACGAUUUCCCGGACAUCACCGACAAGCACAUCAGUGUGAUGUUUGAGCUGCUCAACAAUCCAGGCUACAAUGGCAAUCCGCUCAUCGCGCAAGAGUUGCGUCCAUGGGAUUAA